Exserohilum turcica Et28A is the source of this 926-nucleotide messenger RNA. RefSeq lists its product as uncharacterized. Lineage: Eukaryota; Fungi; Ascomycota; Dothideomycetes; Pleosporales; Pleosporaceae. Gene Ontology annotation, biological process: cellular response to oxidative stress; cell redox homeostasis; cellular oxidant detoxification. Gene Ontology annotation, molecular function: peroxiredoxin activity. The record is from RefSeq and is a predicted model, not a curated record. Gene Ontology annotation, cellular component: cytosol; mitochondrion. The coding region runs from base 65 to 751 and encodes 228 amino acids. The transcript has 2 exons.
GCAUCCAUUCCCCUCGCCCUCAGAGCAACACUGACCAAGACACCACGCGGCAGAACAUUACACAAUGGCUGAAGGACGCUCCGAGCCUCUGCGCCUGGGCAGCACCGCCCCCAACUUCAAGGCCGAGACGACGGCUGGCCCCAUUGACUUCCACGAGUUCAUUGGCGACAACUGGGUCAUUCUCUUCUCGCACCCCGAGGACUACACGCCCGUCUGCACCACAGAGCUCGGCGCAUUCGCAAAGCUCGAGCCAGAGUUUGCGCGCCGCGGGGCCAAGCUCAUCGGUCUCUCGGCCAACACCAUCGACUCGCACGCGGGCUGGAUCAAGGACAUUGACGAGAUCUCGGGCAGCAAGCUCACCUUCCCCAUCAUUGGCGACAAGGAGCGCAAGGUCGCCCUCGCAUACGACAUGAUCGACCACCAGGACGCCACCAACGUCGACUCAAAAGGCAUCGCCUUCACCAUCCGCUCCGUCUUCAUCAUCGACCCCAAGAAGACGAUCCGUCUUAUCCUGAGCUACCCUGCCUCGACCGGCCGCAACACGGCCGAGGUCCUGCGCGUCCUCGACAGUCUGCAGACGGGCGACAAGCACCGCAUCACCACGCCCAUCAACUGGGUCCCCGGCGACGACGUCAUUGUGCACCCAGGCGUCUCCAACGACCAAGCCAAGGAGCUGUUCCCAGACUUCCGCAUCGUCAAGCCCUACCUGCGCUUCACCCCGCUGCCCAAGGAGAAGACGACUGCUGCUUGAAAAGGCUGUUUGUCAUGAAAAAUUGUCUAAUUGGCCGUGGUGUGUUGCAAAGCGACGCGCAGCCGCUUUCCUUUGGGAGCAAAAUACAUGAACCCAGGGAGACUGUUAUGAGAAUACAUGAAUUUAUAUCACAAUGAUAAUGAAAAUCACAUACAUAUAUACAUAUCCAAGAGCC